Messenger RNA from Cyphellophora attinorum, 1113 nucleotides. RefSeq lists its product as uncharacterized. Gene Ontology annotation, molecular function: oxidoreductase activity. Bases 1 to 1113 code for a protein of 370 amino acids. The record is from RefSeq and is a predicted model, not a curated record. The transcript has a single exon. NCBI's taxonomy places the organism in Eukaryota, Fungi, Ascomycota, Eurotiomycetes, Chaetothyriales, Cyphellophoraceae. Gene Ontology annotation, cellular component: mitochondrion.
AUGUCCACGAUGCAAGCAUUGCGACAGGAUAAGGUGGCAGGACCUCUGCAUGUCGAGACUGUCCCCAUCCCACAAGUAGAGCCUGGCUCGGCUGUCGUUCAGGUUCUGGACAGCUACAUCGUCUCAUACACACGCGAGCUGCUCGAUGGCACACGCGCAGUGCCGUACGUUGCACCGUCCACCGCCGGCAUGAAUGCCGUAGGUCGAAUUCACGCCUUGGGACCGGACUCUACCGCACUGCAAGUCGGUCAGCUUGUUUUCACCAACGGUGUCUUACGGGGACGCGACGAUCCCAUCAACUCGAUCGCGUUGACCGGCGUUUUCCAUGGCCCUGCUGGCGGGCAGAAACUGAUGCAGUACUGGCCAGAUGGCUCUUUCGCGGAGUAUCAAAGAGUACCAUUGGAGAACGUUCUGCCUCUGGACGAAGACCGGCUAGUCAAGGAGCUGGGCUACAGCACAGCUGACUUGACCUAUAUGUCCCAGCUAGGCGUUCCGUUUAGUGGCUUGUCCGACAUUGAGCUGAAGGCUGGCGAGACCAUUGUGAUUUCUCCUGCGACGGGGGGUUUCGGUGGAGCAGCUGUCCGCAUCGCUCUGGCGAUCGGCGCCAAAGUCAUUGCCAUGGGACGCAACAAGGACAGGCUAGCAGAGCUGAAAGCGCUGGCCGGCAAACCGUAUCCUGCCGACAGGCUAGUCACAGUCCCGAUCACAGGCGAUCUAGGCCAAGAGAUGGGCGCUCUCGCAGAAGCAGCUGGACCAAGUGGUAUCGACGCUUAUCUUGACAUAAGUCCCGCUCAGGGUGCCAAUGGAUCGUAUUUCAAGGCCGCUAUCCUCGUAUUGAAGCCAUAUGGGCGCGUCAGUCUGAUGGGCGGCCAGGCAGAGGACGUCAUACCUUACCAGAAGGUCGCGUUUCAUCAACUGCGCCUACGAGGAACCUGGAUGUUCACUCCUGACAUUCCGCGAAAAUUGAUCAAUCUGAUCGAGAAAGGUGUCAUGCCACUUGGCAAGAAAGCAGGACUUGCGGCUCCAAAAGAGUUCGCUCUGAAGGACUGGAAAGAAGCUUUGGACCAUGCUUUCGGGGACAACCUAUCUGUCUUCGUUCCUAGUAAGAAGUGA